Messenger RNA from Naegleria gruberi, 405 nucleotides. RefSeq lists its product as uncharacterized. Gene Ontology annotation, biological process: spliceosomal snRNP assembly; RNA processing. Gene Ontology annotation, molecular function: RNA binding. Gene Ontology annotation, cellular component: precatalytic spliceosome; SMN-Sm protein complex; U2 snRNP. The transcript has a single exon. Lineage: Eukaryota; Heterolobosea; Eutetramitea; Acrasida; Naegleriidae. The record is from RefSeq and is a predicted model, not a curated record. The coding region runs from base 1 to 405 and encodes 134 amino acids.
AUGAGCAGCAACAUUGGAAUACCUAUCAAGCUUUUACAUGAAGCCGAAUCACAUAUAAUAUCACUGGAAACAAAAUCGGGUGAACUCUACAGAGGAAAACUUAUUGAAGCCGAAGAUAGUAUGAAUGUACAACUUGUGGAUGUUACUGUAACACAUAGAAAUGGCCAACAAUCUGCCAUGAAUACUGUAUAUAUUAGAGGAAGUAAAAUUAGAUACUUUGUUUUGCCGGAUAUUCUUCAAAAAGCACCAAUGUUUAAAGUUGUUGAUUCAACUGUAAAAGGUCAAGGAAGAGGAUAUGGUUCUCAAACUAAAGUACAUAGAGGUUCAGGACUUGGACUCGGAUAUGGUGUCGGUAGAGGAAGAGUUACAGCUCGAGGAGGUGGACGAGGUGGAUCAUCUAAAUAA